Phycomyces blakesleeanus NRRL 1555(-) is the source of this 1624-nucleotide messenger RNA. RefSeq lists its product as hypothetical. Gene Ontology annotation, cellular component: cytoplasm. The transcript has 18 exons. The record is from RefSeq and is a predicted model, not a curated record. Bases 71 to 1465 code for a protein of 464 amino acids. Lineage: Eukaryota; Fungi; Mucoromycota; Mucoromycetes; Mucorales; Phycomycetaceae. Gene Ontology annotation, molecular function: kinase activity; ATP binding.
GUGAAUCAUCACAAGUACUGGCUCAUUUGAAUUAUUACUUCUUAAUUUCUUCUUCUUUUUCUUUUCUUAAAUGAGCAAUAAAAAGAUACAUCAUCUCGGUGCAGAAGGAAGAGGUCCUUGGUACAAUGCUGAUGGCUUAAUCACAGAAAGCUACAUUAUCGGUGUUGGUGGUGGCAGUGCUAGUGGAAAGACCAGUGUAUCAGAUCGUAUUCUCAAAAGUCUCAAUGUCCCUUGGGUUGUAAUCCUCUCGAUGGAUUCUUUUUACCGUGUUCUUGAACCUGAACAAAUUGCUCAGGCACAUCUAAACAAUUUUGACUAUGAUCAUCCUUCUGCUUUUGAUUUUGAGGCCUUGUACGAUUGCAUAUCAAAAUUAAAGGCUGGUAAAUCUGUCAAUGUCCCGGUCUACAAUUUCUCAAAGCACGCCCGCGAGAAACACACGACCACAAUAUAUGGUGCCAAUGUUGUUAUUUUCGAAGGCAUUUUUGCUUUUCACGACAAGAGAAUCAGGGAUCUUAUGGAUCUAAAGAUUUUUGUGGACACAGAUGCUGAUAUUCGCCUUGCGCGACGCCUUAAGCGUGAUAUUACCGAGCGUGGACGUGAUGUUCAAGGUGUAAUUGAUCAAUACACCCGGUUCGUCAAGCCAUCUUAUGAUGAUCACAUUCGACCAACAGUCAAGUAUGCAGAUGUGAUUAUUCCACGAGGAUUAGAGAAUACUGUGGCUAUUGAUUUGCUUGUUAAGCAUGUCCAGCUUCAGCUCCAGGAAAGUAAACUUGACUUGCGUUGGAGUCUAUCCAAUAUUCAAGUUGGCAAAAAUCUCCCAGUUAAUGUGCACGUCCUUCCGGUAACCAACCAAAUCAAAGGAAUUCACACUAUCCUCAGAGAUAGAACAACGCCUAGAGACGAAUUUGUAUUCUAUGCCGAGCGGCUCACAACCUUGAUCAUGGAAACUGGCCUUGGUUUGAUUCCUUUUGACCCUAUCCAAAUCAAGACUCCUACUGGAGCAGUGUAUAAAGGCUUAAAGGUCAAGGAUAAGAUUUGUGGUGUGUCUAUUCUCCGGGCAGGCGGAACGAUGGAGGCAGGUUUGCGAAGGGUGUGCAGUGAUGUCUUGAUAGGAAAGAUCCUUAUCCAGGCAGACCCUGCUACUGGUGAACCACAGCUUCAUUAUAUGAAAUUGCCGUCCAAUGUUAAAGAUUAUCAGGUUGUUUUGAUGGAUGCUACCAUAGGAACAGGUGCCGCAGGUCUAAUGGCUGUGAGAGUUUUAUUGGAUCAUGAUGUACCAGAGGAAAAUAUUAUUUUCGUGUCUUUUUUGGCUGCUCCCGUUGGUCUUGGUGUGAUCUCAAACGCUUUUCCACGCGUCAAGAUCGUUACUUCCAUGGUGGAUCCUGGUCUUUCCAAGGAUACUCUGUUUAUUGAGCCUGGAAUCGGCAAUUUUGGGGAUCGAUACUUUGGUACUGAAGAUGAUUAAAAAAAAUUAAAGCAAAACAAAAUAAAAGACGAAUAAUUGCGUGAUCUUUUGUGCUGGGGGAUCGCGUACAAUAUUCCACCUCCUCAUCAGGGUACCACAAUAAUCGAUGAUCAAAGCGUAUGAGUUUUCCUUUAUAUAAAUUUUAUGUUUGUUUUAUCG